AAAAAAAAAAAAAAAUGGGAAACCAACAGUCUCUGUUCGAUAAUUUAAUACAUGGAAAUAAUCGUAAUGAUUAUAAACAUUCUCAUCAAUAUCGUAAAGUUCAUAAUCGUUCACAUUCUCAUACAAGUAGUUCAUCAUCAAAUUUUCAGUCAGCUUUUCAUUUUUCUUCAAAUUCUCGUCAACAUAAUCCAAAAGAUUGUUGUGCUUUAUGGAAAACGAUUAAAUCUAUACUGGGAAUUUGGACUACAGGAAAUGAUGAAAUUGAUGAAAUUAUAAAAGAAACUCAACGUACCGCUUCAAAACAUCGUAAACCUUGGAAAUGGAUUCCUUUUGAUAAAUUUGAAGAUGUUAAAUUUUUAGCAAAAGGUGGUUAUGGUAGUGUAUUUUCUGCUUGGUGUACUGAUAGGGACGUUUUUGGUAGAGUUGCCUUAAAAAGUUUUGAAUAUUCCGAAAAUUUUUCAAAAGAAUAUCUUCAACGGUUACGAGCUUUAGCAAAAUUUGAACAUGAAAAUCCAAGAAGUAUUAUACGGAUAUACGGAAUGACAAAAAAUCCUGAAACAAAUAAUUACAUAUUAAUCAUGAAAUAUGUUAAAUGUAAUCUUCGUGAAUAUAUAAACAAACAUUUUAAUACCUUAUCACUUUCAAAUAAGAUUGAAUUAUUGGUACCAAUUUCAAAUGGACUUAAAAAAAUUCAUCAAGCUGAUAUGGUACAUGGAAAUUUACAUCCUGGAAAUAUUUUACAAACAACUAUAAAUAAUCCAACGGAAAAAAAUUAUAUUACAACAAAUAAUUCAACAAAAAUUUAUCCUAUGCCACAAACUUGGAGUUCUUUAAGUGAUUUAGGUUUAUGUGGUCCCGCAUCAAAUGAUCCAAGAAAAAUUUUAUCUGAAAAGGAUGAUUUUGUUGAUGAACCUGAUACUAUUGAUGAUGAUGAUUUUUUUAAAGAAUUUUAUUUACAAGAAAAACAAGAUUUUUUUACUUCUUAUAUUACUUCUUCAAGAAGAGGUUCAACUUAUGAAAAACCAAAAUUAUAUGGUGUAUUACCUUAUGUAGCUCCAGAAGUUUUAAGAGGUCAAAAAUAUACUCGAGCAGCUGAUGUUUACGCUUUUGGUUUUAUCAUAUAUGAAGUAUUUACUGGUUAUCCUCCAUAUCAUGACGUACCUCAUGAUUUAAAAUUGGCAAAAAAAAUAUGUUCGGGUCAUAGACCACCAAUAACAUCAUCAGAUAUUCCUCCUAGAAUUAUGAAAUUAAUAUCAAGUUGUUGGGAUUCAAGACCAGAAGAAAGACCUUCCGCUCUUGAAUUACAUAAUAUGAUAAGAGGAUGGUAUUGGAGAUUGGAUCCUGAAAUGAAACAUUUAAUGAGAGUAGAUGAUGAAGCUUCUAGAGGUUCACGUAGUGGUACUCCAAUUUCUCCGAUCAAAGAUAAUAUGAGUAGUGGAUUUUCUUCUCCAACAACUCCUGGAACUCCAAAUACUCCAAAUUCUAUUUUUACUUUUUCAACUCCAUUUACAACAUCAUUAAGUAGUAGUUUAUCACAUUCUUAUUCAGUAGCAAAUAUACCAUUAACAAAUUCUACUACGUCAUCAAAUACGAGUUCAUAUGGAAUAAUUGGUUACGAUAUACAUCCCGAAGCCAUAUACACUUCUCGUUUAUUAGAAUUUGAUAAUCUACCGCAAACCACCUCUUAUUAAAUGUAAAUUAGGUUGUUAUAGAUUUUUUUUUUUUUUAGAUUUGAUGUACUGUAAGUUGUAAUUAUAAUGUAACGUAGACGUAGAUUUUUUUGGGGGUUAAGAAGGAUUUUCAACUAGAUUAAGUAGAUUGUAAGAAUAUUUUUGGAAAGUU
Messenger RNA from Rhizophagus irregularis DAOM 181602=DAOM 197198, 1842 nucleotides. RefSeq lists its product as uncharacterized. Gene Ontology annotation, molecular function: protein serine/threonine kinase activity; ATP binding. NCBI's taxonomy places the organism in Eukaryota, Fungi, Glomeromycota, Glomeromycetes, Glomerales, Glomeraceae. Gene Ontology annotation, biological process: protein phosphorylation. The record is from RefSeq and is a predicted model, not a curated record.